Nycticebus coucang (slow loris) is the source of this 5819-nucleotide messenger RNA. RefSeq names its product cap binding complex dependent translation initiation factor (gene CTIF). The transcript is spliced from 14 exons. The record is from RefSeq and is a predicted model, not a curated record. Gene Ontology annotation, biological process: regulation of translational initiation. Gene Ontology annotation, molecular function: translation activator activity; protein binding; RNA binding. Gene Ontology annotation, cellular component: cytosol. The coding region runs from base 449 to 2299 and encodes 616 amino acids. Lineage: Eukaryota; Metazoa; Chordata; Mammalia; Primates; Lorisidae.
CCCUCUUUCCCUUCCCUCCCUCCCUCCCCUCUCUGCUGGGUCUCUGCACUGGGGCGCCCGGUCCGAUCUGCAGCUGGGACGUGCCGAACUCCAGGCAGGAGUCGGCUCUCCGGAGCCUGGUCCCUCCCUUCCCCUUCCCUGUCCCCUUCCCCCACCCCCGACUCGGGAUUCGCGCGGCGGCCCGAAGAACCCCAAGUGGUCUCUCGGGCACCUCACACUGGAGACCAUAUACUGGAUGAUGGGGGCCAGUGAAGGCAGGCAGGCUUCUGUACCAGAAGCUCUGGUUAACAUGCGGUGACAGUGCAGAGCUUGGGAGGAGUGGCCAGGCCAGGUCAGAGACAAGGGCUACAGUGGCCACACAGCAAGACCAUCGCUGUGGACCCGUCUCCCUGCUGGGACACGGAGGCAGCGCGCUGCCCGCUCCAGCCCAGGCCCCUGAGCUGGAGAGAUGGAAAACUCCUCAGCAGCGUCGGCCUCCUCCGAGGCGGGGAGCAGCCGCUCCCAGGAGAUCGAGGAGCUGGAACGCUUCAUCGACAGCUACGUGCUCGAGUACCAGGUGCAGGGGCUGCUGUCUGACAAGACAGAGGGUGACGGCGAGAGCGAGAGGACCCAGUCCCACAUCUCUCAGGAGGAAGCGCUCAAUGGUGGACCACCCAUGAAGGGCUUAACAGAAGAAUGGACAGCGGACUGCAAUGAGCCUCCAGACGACAGCUGUUCCUUCUCCCGAGGGCGAGCCCCGCCACAGCAGAAUGGCAGCAAAGACAACACUCUGGACAUGUUGGGCACAGACAUCUGGGCCGCCAACACCUUUGACUCCUUCAGCGGUGCCACCUGGGACCUGCAGCCCGAGAAGCUGGACUUCACCCAGUUCCACCGCAAGGUCCGGCACGCGCCCAAGCAGCCCCUGCCUCAGAUCGACCGCGAAGGGUGUGGCAAAGGGAAGCUGGAAGAUGGGGAUAGUAUCAACCUGAAUGACAUCGAGAAGGUCCUCCCAGCCUGGCAGGGCUACCACCCGAUGCCCCAUGAAGUGGAGAUUGCGCACACCAAGAAGCUGUUCCGGAGAAGGAGAAAUGACCGGAGACGACAGCAAAGGCCCCCAGGAGGGAACAAGCCGCAACAGCAUGGUGACCAUCAGCCUGGCAGUGCCAAACACAACAGGGACCACCAGAAAUCUUACCAGGGAGGCUCAGCACCUCACCCCUCAGGGAGGCCCACGCACCAUGGCUACAGCCAGAACCGGCGUUGGCACCAUGGCAACAUGAAGCACCCACCAGGCGACAAGGGGGAGGCAGGCACCCACCGCAAUGCCAAAGAAGUUGUGACCAUUGAGAGCCCAAAACUUGAGGAUACCCUAGGGGACACUGGACACGGUGGCCCUGAGCCCCCCCGCAGCCCCGAUGCCCUGGCCCCAGUGGCUUCUGAGAGGCUGCCCCCACAGCAGCCAGGAGGGCCGGAGGCCGAGACUAAGCGUAAAGACAGUAUUCUUCCCGAGCACAUCAGGGAGCGGCCCAAAAUUACCCUGCUCCAAUCUUCCAAAGACAGACUACGGCGAAGGCUAAAAGAAAAGGUACCGGAAGAAGUGGCCGUGGAGACCACCAGCCCUCAGCAGAACAAAAUGGACAAGCUGAUGGAAAUCCUGAACAGCAUGCGGAACAACAGCAGUGACGUGGACGCCAAACUCAGCACCUUCAUGGAGGAGGCCCAGAACUCCACCAACUCCGAGGAGAUGCUGGGCGAGAUCGUGCGGACCAUCUACCAGAAGGCCGUGUCCGACCGCAGCUUCGCCUUCACCGCCGCCAAGCUCUGCGACAAGAUGGCACUCUUCAUGGUGGAGGGCACCAAGUUCCGGAGCCUGCUCCUCAACAUGCUCCAGAAGGACUUCACCGUGCGCCAGGAGCUGCAGCGGCAGGACGUGGAGCGCUGGCUGGGCUUCAUCACCUUCCUGUGCGAGGUCUUCGGCACCAUGCGCAGCAGCACGGGCGAGCCCUUCCGGGUGCUGGUGCGCCCCAUCUACACCUGCCUCAGGGAGCUCUUGCAGUCUCAAGAUGUGAAGGAAGAUGCUGUCCUUUGCUGCUCCAUGGAGCUGCAGAGCACAGGCCGGCUGCUGGAGGAGCAGCUGCCCGAGAUGAUGACAGAGCUACUGGCCAGCGCCCGGGACAAGAUGCUGUGCCCCUCUGAGUCAAUGCUGACCCGGUCGCUGCUCCUGGAGGUCAUUGAGCUCCACGCCAACAGCUGGAACCCUCUGACGCCUCCCAUCACACAGUACUACAACAGAACCAUCCAGAAACUGACAGCCUGACAGCCAGGGGACCUGGCGGGCGGCCCGCGGGCAGCUGGGGCCCUGGUGCACAGGGCCAGAUGGACAGGCGGGAGGACAGGGGUGGCCCUGGCGGGAGGAAGAAUUGGGGAGGAAGUCAGGCAGAGUUGGUGGCCAGUCUGGAGCCAGACAAGGAUGGGAUUGAGCCCCUGAGAGUAGCUCCCCGCUCGAGCCCCUCAGCUCACCAAUAAGGGAAGCAUGUUUCUUUUCCUGGUGGCGCCGGCCCUCCCCUCAUCACUCCCACCUUCCCCCCUCAGACCCAUCCCCGCAGAGCUUUGUGCGAGGAUCUCAUCUCUGACUCCUCGCCGCCGGGUACCGCUUGGGUCGGAAAGGACCUCAGAAGGCUGAAAAAGUGGGUCGGCAACGGGGCUUGCAUUGUUUCCUCAUGCUGUCAGCCGCAGUCGCCAACUGGCAGCAGACGACGUGUAGCAGAUGUCCGGGCGGACAAAGGCAGGCACGGUCCCCACCAGCCGCCGACAAUUGACAGCCUUUGUCAGCCAUGCUGAGCUUUUCUCUAACCUUCACGCUCCACCCUCCUGCCUCCUCCCGAGCCCCCAGCCUCAGGCCCAGGGGUCAGGGACAGUGGGGAAGGUGGAGUUUGCAGUUCUCAUUGCACUCUUUUGUUUACUGUGUUUUAUUUUUCAAGAGUCAGUUGCUUUGAAGUGUCCUCUCCCAGUGAAAAUGCCUGCCCUGUGAUCACACAGUCAGAACGCGAGGACCCCCGGAUGAGUGGGAGAUCAAACUGGGCUCCCUCUGGAAGGAUUCUAGCCACAGACAGCUUGCCAGUAGCCAAUUAGAGUAAUUGGAAACUUCUGCCCCAGAGGGGGUCACCGCUGGAAUCCUGUUUUUCUCACCACUGGGACCACAGUAAGCCCAGGCCUGACCCCUCGGGCCUUGUGGCAAAUAGGGCACAAGGACUGGCAGAUUAAAACCAAAAUGCUAGGUAGCGUUUCCGCUCUACAUGCAGGUCUGACUAGGGAGGUCUCUCCUCUCUGAUUCUAAGAGAGCAGGUGGAUAGGAGCUAAUGGGCUGUGUCACUGCCCCAGCCUCAAUUCAGGCAGGGGCCCAGCCCUCCCACAGGGAAGGGGUGAAUCCAUUGAGACAUGAGCGGGACAGUCAGGUGGCCUGAUGGGGCUGCCAGAUGGAGCCUUCCAGGCUGGGGUUUCUUGAGAGGCCCUGGUCCCGGGGAGCAGCCCCUUUUGUGAUAGCUCAAGAGCAGGACAAGGGUCAGCUCUGUGAGGCUGGCUGCACAUCCUAACAGGUAUCUACACAGCUCCAUCUCCAGGGUUGGAGCACACACUUUGAUGAGCCCCCCCAAAAUGUCAGAGACCAGCUGCUUCCUUCCUUGCUCCUUUGUUGAGGCUGGUCAUGCCCUAGGUGAAGAUGGAGCCCCUCCUGGUGUACAGACUGGCCAGGAGGUGAUGGUAGGGGGAGGUCUCUCCUCUCUGAUUCUAAGAGAGCAGGUGGAUGGGAAGCCACCUCCCCAGUUCUCCCAGCCCUUCCCACAGCUGCUACCUGCCCUCUCGCCUCAGUAUUGGAGCCCAGGCUAGUCCCCAGAAAGAGCCUGUUGGGGACAGGGUGCGGGGGAGCAGCCUUACCUGAAACAGGUCUGUGGCCUCUGCCAAGAAGCCCUGGCUGACUCCUGCCCUUACCUGCUUUCUCCCUCCUCCCCAGGCCUUUCUUCCCAGGCUUCCUCAAGCUUCUCCCUGCUGCCUUUCCUCCUCAGCUAGGCCCAGCCUGGGGCCUGGGGACAGAUGCAGAUACCCCACAGGAGGCCUUGAAGAGGAAAAGCCAGGCUGAUGUUAUGGUGCCAGAGAGGGCACCAGGGAGGUCGUGCUCCCAUGAAGUCAGGCAGCCCCAGCCUGGUGCGCAGCCCUCAGAGAGCCUCACCUGUCCCCCUCGGGUGUGGGGUGUGCCUGUGGGAGGGUGCACUGCCAAGGGGACUUGGGACUGGGGCUCCUCAACCCUGCCGGGGGCUCCGAAACAAGCCUCAUGAAGGGAGCCUCCCAAACACCAUAUGGAGGGCUGCACGCCUUGGAAGCUAUGACAGGGGGCUGUGGACACACAGGGGCCUGCCGCCCUGUCCUCCUCAUGCCCGCCCUCCUCAGUGGUCUUGCCCCAGGGCCACCCUCAUUGGCUGUUAGGACCAGAGUGUGAAGAAGUGAGAUAUAAAUAUGUAUACAUAUAUAAAUAUAUUUUUAAUUACGUGUCGUGUCACGGUGGCUCCAGACUUACAGUUUGCCUAGUUUGUUCCAUUGCUUGAAAACGCUUCCUAGCCAAUCUGAAUAACACUUUGAGCUGUUUUUCUAAAUGCAGGUUGCUGCUAAUUUUUCAGACAUGGAAGGAAAAUGUUUAAAAAAAAAUUUUUUUUUUUCCAGAGAUGACAGUAAAGCCUAAAAUUUGAGACUCUGAGGCAGCUUCCCAUGGGAGACUACUCAGACAGGAACUGGGGGGGGCAGAAGUAGGUACCCUACAGACCCUGUCCCCUCCCCAGGCCAGAUGCCCCUCUGCUGAGCAAGGAAGGCCAUAUCCAAGUUGACCUCUGAAUGUAUUUGAUGGGAGGCAAAACUGGAUAUUGCGUUUUGAAGGCUUCUGUUAGGCUCAUGUUAUCGUCCCUACUAGCCCGCAGCUCUUGGUGCAUGGAAGAGGCACAGUCCAGCCAUCUGAUGUUGAUCCUGUCUCAGUCUCUCCCCCGUGCCUGUCAGGAUGAGUUAGUCAUUGUUUUCCUCUAAGGCGGCCGGCUUGCCACAGCCCUGCUCCCCAUGGCCUCGUGGCUUUGCCUAAGCUCUGGGACCGCAGCCCCAGGAAGGCUCCCAACCCCCCCGGACAAGGCCGGGAGCCCCACCGUCCCCCAGAGGGAGUGUGUACCCUUAAACCCAGUUUUGUCUGUUUGUCCUUCCUUAACCAGUCUGUAAACCUUUAUGGUUUGGGGAUCAUCUUGUCCAUUGUGUAAUUGUAAAUGUUGGACGAGUCAGUAUUUAUUCUAAUUUUUAUUUUAUUUUAUUUUAAUUUUUCCAAGGGAUGGGGAGGGGGGUGUGGGAACUAUACCACUGAUCAGGUCUGGGCAGCUGUAGGGGGGUUGGGGGCUCAGGAGCUCCGCGUCACCCCAGACACAGGCCUCCAAGAAGCCAAGUCCCUGUCUGUUAUCUGGCAUCGUUCCCUGUCUGACAGACUCUCAGGGCCUGCCUAGGGAGUCACGUCCCUCAGCUGCCAAGCAUUCUGUUGGGAAACCUCUGGCUGGGCCUUUGAGGAUGAGGAUCAGAGAAAGACAACUUUCUUCUGCUUGGGACACUUGCACGGAAGGGCCAGCCGCCUCCCCUGCGCCAGCUGGGAGCUGGACAACAGGACCUACCUUCCUGGAGCAGGGACCUGGGGCUUCCCGUCAAAGCUGCAGCAGAAUCCUGCUCUCGCGACCACCUUCCCUCCUUCGGUAUGUCCUGCUUUCCAGCUGAACCUAAACUGCAAGUGGAUUUAAAAAAAUAAACAUCAAAAGCCAAAAAUG